Molecule: messenger RNA, 1449 nt
Organism: Drepanopeziza brunnea f. sp. 'multigermtubi' MB_m1
Lineage: Eukaryota; Fungi; Ascomycota; Leotiomycetes; Helotiales; Drepanopezizaceae
Cellular component (GO): mitochondrion
Molecular function (GO): homocitrate synthase activity
Source: RefSeq, a predicted model, not a curated record
AUGUGCCCUUCUUGCGAACCUGAAGCUGCCGCCAACGGCAACGGCCAUGCAAACGGAGCCUCUUCCAAUGGUACCAAUGGAUCCGCAAAUGGCGAGGCCCAUCCAGGCUUCACUGCCGUCCAGACCAAGUUGAACCCCCACCCCACCAGACACAACCCAUACCAGUCCGUCGGUGACUUCCUGAGCAAUGUAUCGAGCUUCAAGAUCAUCGAGAGUACGCUGCGGGAGGGUGAGCAGUUCGCCAAUGCCUUCUUCGACAGAGAGAAGAAGAUUGAGAUUGCCAAGGCCCUGGACGACUUUGGUGUGGACUAUAUUGAAUUGACUUCCCCUGCUGCAUCCGAGCAAUCAAGAGCUGAUUGCGAGGCCAUCUGCAAGUUGGGAUUGAAGGCUAAGAUUCUCACCCACAUCCGAUGCAAUAUGGACGAUGCCAGAAUUGCGGUGCAGACCGGUGUGGAUGGGGUUGACGUCGUCAUCGGCACUUCUUCCUACCUCAUGGAGCACUCUCACGGCAAAGAUAUGACCUACAUCACUAACACCGCCAUUGAGGUGAUUACAUUUGUGAAGUCACACAACAUCGAGAUCCGAUUCUCCAGCGAGGACUCCUUCAGAUCCAGCCUGGUCGAUCUUCUCUCCAUCUACUCCACAGUCGACAAGAUUGGCGUAAACCGUGUUGGCAUUGCAGAUACCGUUGGAUGUGCUUCCCCCAGACAGGUCUACGACUUGAUCCGGACUUUGAGAGGUGUUGUCAGCUGUGAUAUCGAGACGCAUUUCCAUAACGAUACUGGUUGCGCCAUUGCCAAUGCCUACUGCGCUCUUGAGGCCGGUGCCACUCACGUCGAUACCUCAGUUCUGGGUAUUGGUGAGCGAAACGGUAUUACACCUCUUGGUGGAUUGAUGGCACGCAUGAUCGUUGCCGACCGCGAGUAUGUUAUGAGCAAGUACAAGCUCGACAAGCUCAAGGAUAUCGAGGAAUUGGUAGCUCAAGCCGUUGAGGUCAACAUCCCCUUCAACAAUCCAAUCACCGGUUUCUGCGCCUUUACUCACAAGGCCGGUAUCCACGCAAAGGCAAUUCUCAACAAUCCCUCAACCUACGAGAUUAUCAAUCCCGCCGACUUUGGCAUGUCCCGUUACGUGCACUUCGCGUCCCGCCUGACAGGCUGGAACGCUAUCAAAUCCCGGGCCACGCAGUUGAACAUCGAGAUGACAGAUGCUCAAUACAAGGAUUGUACAGCCAAGAUUAAGGCCUUAGCCGAUAUCCGACCCAUCGCCGUCGAUGACGCCGACUCGAUCAUCCGCGCCUUCCACCGCGGCCUCAAGAUUGGCAAGCAGGUUGAUCUCCUGCCUAACAUGACCGAGGAGGAGAAGGCUCUGCUUGCGGAGAAGGAGAAGGAGAUUGACAUCCCCGAGAAGCGACAGCUAGAUGCCGAGGCUGGCGUUCCAUCCGCUUAG